GAAGCAAGAAGCUCGGAUGUCAUCGGUUACGUGGAAGUGGUCAUUUGUACAAGCGCCAACACACGCUUUGUGAAAGUAAAACCAGCGUCAACGCCUCGGAAUAAAACGCCCCAUGUUUAGACUGUGAUUUAUGCAUUAUGUGCUGUGGUCCAGUGAUGUACCGGGAUAGGAAUUUUUGGUCCAUAUCGCCCAUCCUUACCACCUGUCUGCGACCGCAUCAGAGUUGUAUGAUGAGACAGGAACUCGGGGAGAUGCAAACGUCUUUGAAGAAGUAGCACUGCAGCCCAAAAAUGGUGUAUUUACUAUCAAUUUUGACGUAUAUUUGAUUUCCAUUGAAUGUUGACUAAGAUGAAGUUACACUUGAGUUUUUAACAAAAAAAAUUUCGCCUUCUCCCUCUCUCUCCUGAGCUACACUUAAGUCCCCAGGGGACAACUUUUUCCAGUUCUUCCCAGCCCACCAGGCCACUACUUGAUGUUGUAACAAUUAACAAAACGCACAGAAAGUUUCAGUCAUCCUGGAUGAGCAAUUUAAGCCCUUCCAGAAAACGGCAGAAGAUGCAUAAUGAUGCCAAACAUUGAGAGGCUGCUGGCGGACCUGCAGCGGGAUGUGGCCAACGAGCUUAAACGGGGGUCUGCCAUUGCCAAGAUAGUGGGUGCCAAUGCUGCACAGAUUUCAACAUUUGACAGCACCGUAAAAAUGUGGGUGUUUGAGGAGACUGUGAAUGGGCGCAAACUGACUGAAAUAAUCAACACUGACCAUGAAAAUGUGAAGUACCUUCCUGGGCAUAAGUUACCAACAAAUGUGGUGGCUGUCCCAGACCUGGUGGAGGCGUCCAGUGACGCAGACAUUUUGGUGUUUGUGAUCCCGCACCAGUUCAUUGGGAAAGUAUGCGACACCAUGAAGGGCAAGAUAAAGAGUGAUGCGCUGGGGAUAUCCCUCAUCAAGGGUGUAGACGAGGGGCCUGAUGGACUUAAACUAAUCUCAGAUGUGAUCCAGGAGAAGCUUGGUAUCACCAUGAGUGUGCUGAUGGGGGCCAACAUUGCCAAUGAAGUUGCUGAUGAGAAGUUUUGUGAGACCACCAUUGGGUGUAAGAAUAAAAACCAUGGGGCCCUCCUGAAGGAACUCAUGCAGACCAACAACUUCAGAGUUACUGUAGUAGAAGAGUAUGAUGUGGUGGAAAUCUGUGGAGCCUUGAAGAACAUCGUUGCGGUUGGAGCAGGUUUCUGUGACGGUCUGGGCUACGGUGACAACACAAAGGCAGCAGUGAUCAGGUUGGGCCUGAUGGAGAUGAUUGCCUUUGCCCGCAUUUUCUGCACUUCUGGGCCCGUGUCCUCCGCAACCUUCCUGGAGAGCUGCGGCGUGGCUGACCUCAUCACAACUUGCUACGGCGGCCGCAACCGCAAAGUAGCCGAAGCUUUUGUAAAGACGGGGAAGUCCAUUGAGGAGCUGGAGAAAGAGAUGCUGAAUGGUCAGAAGCUGCAAGGACCGGCAACGGCAGCGGAGGUUUAUCUCAUCCUCAAGCACAAAAACCUAACUGACAAGUUCCCUCUGUUCAAUGCAGUGUAUCAGAUCUGCUAUCAGGGCCAUCCAGUCUCAGAGUUCAUAAGCUGCUUGCAGAACCACCCAGAGCACAUGUAAGAACAGCAAACAGACCAAGUGCCUUCUAAAUUAAGAACAUCCAUUACCUGUCAGAAAUAAAUGAGAGCUGACCAGUCACUCCAUAGCUGUCGUGCAACUAAAUGUGGUUGCACAACGUGUGUGCGUGUGUUCAACUCUGGUUCGGCCACUUUGUCGUUAACAUUCUGUUUCUGACAUCUUUAAGUGCUUUCUUUUAUUUCCUGACGUAUAAUGAAACUUAAAGGAUCAUAUUUUUCUUUUACCAAGUGGUGUUUAGCUAGCUCUUUUAAUUCCCAAGAUUUAAAAAAAAUAUAUAUUUUAGCCAGAUGAAAUCAGAAUGCAUCAUGUUGCCAAAUUGAAAACGCAUCAGAAAUACAGAUUUUAUAGGAUAUAAAAAUGAUUUGAAAAUGUUUGUUGAUGACAUUGACUCAGCCCUCGACUGCCAUUCACUUAGUUUGUACAAUGUUUAUGGCACUGCAUCAUGCGUUCAGAUUUCGGCAGUGCAAACCGCUCAGGGUAAAGACCUGUUGACACACUUCUAAAGAGGGAAUUAUCACUAUUAUCUAAUAUCUCUGUUGCCGUCCAGUGAAUGCCUGUCCAUUACCACAAGUUGUUUAAUUAUAGAUGUAAUACCUCACUUCAUUAUGUCUUUGUAUGUUUUAAAGUGUCUUACAUAAUUCACAUGAUAUUUCCUGUCUUGUACUGUAUAUUAACAUACUGUCAAACGCACAACAACAGUUUUUAACUCAAUAAAUGCAAGUGCCUUAGAAUGCACCUUUGCUCUUGGCCAUUGUCUAUCUAUAAUGUAUAUUUUUGAGGGGGGGGGGGGGUCAAACCUUAGACUUAGCAUCUGUCCGCUAUGCCAUUUGUUAUUGUGACCCUGCCUCACAUUGUUCACUCAGUUAUGGCUAAUGUGUGUGUGUGGUGGAAAAUUACGUUAUCAUUUGUCUGUGAAUAAAUCAAUUCUUUCAUCAAA
Messenger RNA from Micropterus dolomieu (smallmouth bass), 2594 nucleotides. Its product is annotated as glycerol-3-phosphate dehydrogenase [NAD(+)], cytoplasmic. The record is from RefSeq and is a predicted model, not a curated record. Bases 563 to 1639 code for a protein of 358 amino acids. Gene Ontology annotation, molecular function: NAD binding; protein homodimerization activity; glycerol-3-phosphate dehydrogenase [NAD(P)+] activity. Gene Ontology annotation, biological process: carbohydrate metabolic process; glycerol-3-phosphate catabolic process. Gene Ontology annotation, cellular component: glycerol-3-phosphate dehydrogenase (FAD) complex; cytosol. NCBI's taxonomy places the organism in Eukaryota, Metazoa, Chordata, Actinopteri, Centrarchiformes, Centrarchidae. The transcript has 11 exons.